ACUAUAAUUUAAAAACAUUGUAUAACCACAGCAGUCUCCAACAUUCUCUUCGUCAGAACUCUUAUUUGAUCAUCCAUGAUCAAACUUUCUUCUCCUUCAAGGGUGAUGCAACGGCGGCUCAGCCUCGGCCGCCAUGUCGGAACUCGCAUCUUCUCCAUUAUCUCCUUGGCAGCAAUCUUUUUCACCUACAUGUUCACUACACAAACAUUAACUUCCAAUCUUUCAACUCAUGUUUUACACAACCAAACCCUUAUUGUACAACAUGUAAGGUUGACCACUUUUUCAAUCCAUAAACCUAAAGAAAUCCCUCAAGAAACUAUCUUACAAGAUGAUCACAAACCCUUUUAUCGACCAAUCAAUCAUAUCAUCAAAGAAAUGAUCAACAAAUCCAACGAAAACCUACCCGAAUUCGAUAUCCUAAAGUCAACCACUUUGACUCGAAGAUUCAAGCAAAGGGCUCAUGAGUUCUUUAAAGAAGGGUGCAAAGUUCGUUUCUUUAUGACAUGGAUAUCACCCUCCAUGAGGGUUUUUGGAGAAAGAGAGUUUAUAGCUCUAGAUGCUUUGUUUAAGUCGAAUACGAAUAGUUGUUUGAUGAUUUUAUCAAACACUAUGGACUCUAGUUACGGGUUUCAGAUCCUGAAACCCGUAACUGAUCGUGGGUAUCACGUCCAAGCGAUCACACCCGACUUGGAGUUCUUGUUCAAGAACACCCCGGCUCAGUCUUGGCUAGAUCAUAUCAAGAAUGGGAAAAGAAACCCUGGGAAAAUCCCAUUAGCACAAAACCUCUCGAAUUUGAUCAGACUGGCAGUUCUUUACAAGUAUGGUGGCGUUUACAUCGAUACAGAUUUCAUCAUUUUGAAAGAUUUUAGCGGUUUGCGCAACUCAAUUGGUGCACAAAGCGCAAGCCGGUCUGGGAACUGGACAAGGUUAAACAAUGCAGUAUUGGUUUUUGACAAGAACCAUAAGUUAUUGUACAAAUUCAUGGAGGAAUUUGCCGCGACUUUCGAUGGAAACAAAUGGGGACAUAAUGGACCAUACCUUGUGUCCCGUGUGGUCGAAAGGGAAGCUGCGAAACUCGAGCUGAAUUUUACCGUUUUGCCGCCUAAGGCGUUUUAUCCGGUGGAUUGGACACGAGUAGGAGGCUUCUUUACAACUCCAGUUAACCAGGUUAACCGGAGAUGGGUUGAAGCUAAGGUGGAUCAACUAAACAGGUUGAGUUAUGGAGUCCAUCUAUGGAACAAGCAAAGUUGCAAAUUAAGGAUUGAAGAAGGAAGCAUCAUGGCUAGAUUGUUUCUUAAUUAUUGUGUUAUAUGCAACGUAAAAUAAUUUAUGACAAUCAAACAUGACGAGUUCAGUUCUUUUUAGGCUAAAAAUAUCCGUUCUUGUUCUUAUAAUAUAUAAGAACGAAGGCGUUCAUUUCAAAAUCAAUGUUCUUAUAAUAUAUAAGAACGGAGGGGCGUUCAUUUCAAAACCAAUAAUAGAACGCUGUAAUCUGAUGUUGUAUGAAUGUUCGGUAACAUGUAUAAUAAUCUUCUGCAAUACAAGUGUCAUCUUAAGCAGUUUUCAUUGA
Messenger RNA from Helianthus annuus (common sunflower), 1570 nucleotides. RefSeq lists its product as uncharacterized. The transcript has a single exon. The record is from RefSeq and is a predicted model, not a curated record. Lineage: Eukaryota; Viridiplantae; Streptophyta; Magnoliopsida; Asterales; Asteraceae. Bases 76 to 1326 code for a protein of 416 amino acids.